AUGGGUCUCACUGCCCAACUGAUUCCAACUCUGGUCUGUUUAUUAGCAUGUACCAGCAAUUUCGUCCUCGGAAACAAACUCGAUCUUACCCUACGAGAGAUUAUCAAAACGCUGAACAACCUCACAGAGAGAAAGGAUGCGUGCAUGGAGCUGGCUAUAGCAGAUGUCUUUGCCGCCUCAAAGAACACAACUGAGCAGGAAACCUUCUGCAGGGCCGCAACCGAGCUUCGGCACUUCUACAAACACCACAAGUGCUUACCCAAAUAUGCAAGAGGACUCGAAAGGAACCUCAGCGGCAUGGCAAACAUGAGCAACUGCCCUGUGAAGGAAGCCAAGAAGAGUACACUGAAAGACUUCUUGGAAAGGCUAAAGAUGAUCAUGAAAGAGAAAUAUGCAAAGUACUGA
Molecule: messenger RNA, 405 nt
Organism: Condylura cristata (star-nosed mole)
Lineage: Eukaryota; Metazoa; Chordata; Mammalia; Eulipotyphla; Talpidae
Gene: IL4
Product: interleukin 4
Exons: 4
Coding region: 1-405 (134 amino acids)
Biological process (GO): positive regulation of cell population proliferation; negative regulation of endothelial cell apoptotic process; B cell costimulation
Cellular component (GO): extracellular region
Molecular function (GO): interleukin-4 receptor binding; growth factor activity; cytokine activity
Source: RefSeq, a predicted model, not a curated record